AAUAAGUUACAUGCGACAUUGAGUCCAGAAGGGUGCGACAUUCAGAUUCGACAGGUGUGUGAUUCAUCGAGAAAACACUGUCCUAAAAUAAUAAACAAACAUACCCGGCUAAGGUUUCCACAGAAGUACCUCCCACCCUUCAAAAAGUCGAGUUACAAUUCUGGCUAACCGGGUUUCAUUAGUUACUUUUUGAACUUCAUCAUCCUUCGAACCGUGUCCGAUCACUGAACGGUUUUAACCGAGUUUUUAAUCUUUAAUCGUAUCCCUUGAUAGUUGGAAUCCAUCGUUUUAUCGGCUAACACAUUCCAAUUCUUAGACGACCGCCAACCCUCAUAGCCUUCAUUUUGUUGCAUUUGUUAUGAAUACUCAUUCUCCGCUAACCAGUGUAAAUAAUGACUUUCGGAUACUAAGCGUUAACUUCAACCAGGACCAAGGUUGCUUUGCAUACAGUCACGAACAAGGGUUCCUUGUGUAUAACACAAACCCUAUCGACCUUCGGGUCAAACGAACCUUCUUCCCCACUCAAACCCAUCCGGGAACUGGCAUUGGCCAUGUCACCAUGCUUCACAGAACCAAUUAUUUGGCAUUAGUAGGGGGAGGUAAAAACCCCAGACUACCUAACAAUAAAUUGAUUAUAUGGGACGAUUUAAAGCGGAAAAGCAGUCUUCUGCUUGAGUUUAUGAGUCCCAUUUUGAAUGUGUUGUUGUCGAGAAUACGGAUUGUUGUGGUGUUGAAAAACCAAGUACUUGUAUACGGCUUCUCCUCAACCCCUAAAAAAUUUGCAUCCUAUGAAACCAUUUCCAAUGAUUAUGGGCUUGCUGACUUAUCGGUGAACUUUUCAAAAUCACCUUCUUCCACCCGGUACCAAACUCUAGCAUUUCCAGGUAGACAGGUGGGACAAUUGCAGAUUGUGGACGUGUCCCCCAGCGGCCAGGAGAAAAACCUCAUCAGCAUCAUUAAAGCACAUAAAUCAAGCAUCAGGUGUUUAGCAUUGAGUCGGUCGGGUUCCAUGGUGGCAUCGGCUUCAGAGCUAGGGACUAUCAUCCGGAUUCAUUCCACCCAAAAUACUGCACAAUUAUACGAAUUUCGAAGAGGUUUGGACAGAGCCGUCAUCAGCUCCAUGAAGUUUUCGCCUGAUGACACCAAGUUGGCGGUCUUGUCCGAUAAGAACACACUCCAUGUGUUUAAUCUUUUACAAAACACUGUCGUUUCUGAUUCUCAGAGUGAGCAUUCAAGUCAGAACUCUGUCACUACUGACCAUAACUCACCAGUAAACAGAAAACACAUCUUCAACAAGUUGCCGGUGCCUUUGCCCUUCAACAAAUACUUCAAGUCGGUGUGGUCGUUCUGUUCGGUCAACACCAGUAAGUAUCACCAGGAAUACGAUUCUGAAUAUGCCAAUGAUGAAGGAUCUAUUGGGUGGUCAGGAAAUGAUAGCAUUGUAAUAAUUUGGAAAUUGAAACGGACAUGGGAAAAGUAUAUCAUUGCCGAAAAUACCGGGGCCAAGGCCACCGACCAUCAGUGGGAAUUGGUUAGAGCCAGCUGGAAAGAGCUUGAUAAUCCAAAUGACUAGGUUUGUAUUUACAUGGUUAAGAAUACAUAAUUACAUAUUGCUCCUAAUAGAGUAUCUCACAAAGGAUCGGUUCGUGCAGCUGUAUUACUUUACGCUUAUCUUGAAUACGGCCCUGCCAUUUGGUACCGUUGUAAGAUCUGACGAAUCGCCUAGCAUUUUCGUGAUUGGCAAACUUGAUGAGCGUACGGUUGACCAGCGAGAACCCGUCUCUGACCACUUCUAUAAAGCAAUUGUCAAGCGGUAUAUCUGAAGGAAACUCAUAGUUCCAAAGAAGUCUAGGAAGUGCGUGUUUUGAAAGUCCAAUUGGUAAGUUCCUAACAAGGACCAUAUUCAAGCGGCUGUUGAAAUCAAUAAGCUGCGAAAUAUUAGCAAAGUUGUUAGAUGGGUUCUGCAAAAUCAGCGUUAUUAGUUGCAUUUUCUCUGGUGAUUUGGCAAACACUUCUUCGACCGCCGCUUUGGGUUCAGGAAUGCCAGAAUUUGAGGUGCUGGCUUUGCCAAAGAGUGGAGAUGUUAUAUGGGACAAGAGCCGUUUAGAAGGCUCUACAAAUUUUAAGUUCAUGGGAAGUCCAUUUAGGGUCUUAUUGCGGGUCUCCAUCCAGUAGGCAGCUGCAAGGUCAUGGCUGGGGAACACCAAUACGUACUGAUUGUAAAACGAUAAGGUGAUGGGGUUUCUGGCCUUAACUGCCCAGAAAUCAAUGCCUUUAGCAUCUGGAGGGAGUUGGUAUUGAGCAUCUCUUUGGACCGGGUAGGCAUUGUAAAAGUCUGUAUUCACAAGCAAAGAGUUCGGAUUGUUCCAGAUGAGGAUGUUGGACUUGAUUUUGGUGAUUUGAAGGUCGGGUAAGUCUAGUGGUGCUUGUUCCAACUGUUUGAGUUUCCAUUGAUUGGCCACAAGGUCGUCAAGAGAGGAGCCUGACAGGGGCGGAUUUCGAUAAAGAAAGUUUGUCACAUGUGGAACCUUGAGCUUGGCUUGCUGCAACGUCUUGUGGUAAAGAUUGUUGAUGAGCUUCUCUGCUGCUACUUGAUUGAACUUAGAAGACAUGAAG
This is a messenger RNA of Yamadazyma tenuis ATCC 10573, 2616 nucleotides long. The record is from RefSeq and is a predicted model, not a curated record. NCBI's taxonomy places the organism in Eukaryota, Fungi, Ascomycota, Pichiomycetes, Serinales, Debaryomycetaceae.